UUUGUUGUUCUUUAAACACCCAUUUUACCAAAAUCCUAGAAGAUAGAACAGAACAGAACCCCCUCCCCUUAAAGAAAAACCCUAGUCAGCAGCUUUCCCCUUUCCUUCUUCACUCUCUCAUCAACAUCUAAUACAUGCAUUUUCUCCCCCCAAAACGAUCACUCUUUCUCUGAUAUCGCUCAUACACAGAUCUAAAAGAGAAGAGAGAUUCUUCAAAUUUCAAAAUUCGAAUCUGAAAACAAAGGCUCUAAAAAGGGAAGAUGAAUGUUUUGAAGUCCACUGAGUCACUAAAAUUUUGAAGCUCAAAUACUCCUCCUAAGUUCCUAUAGAUGCUGUUGAGUUCGAAUUACUGAUUUCUGUCUCAAUACCGUUGAAGCUGAGUUCCAAUUUACUGAUUUCCGACAUGUAUUUGGCCUCCUUUGCUUCUAAAUUUAGUCCUUGAGCAGAUAGGACUCUUAAAAUCCCCGGCCCCCUCGCUACCUCAUCAAUCAGCAAAACAAAAACCUCGCCGCCCUUCCCUUCCGGCGUCCCUUAGUUGCCGGAGCUGUCUUCCGCCGGAAGCCGCUUGCCACCCUUCUCUCAUUACUCAACUCUCUUUUGGGGGUUUGCAUCAUUGGUAUAAUGCCCCGGAAGCCAGCAAGACAUUGCAGAUCAGCACGAUGUCUACCUCUCAGUUUCUCCCCAUUUGCUCGUUCAAUGGCGCGGAUUGCAUCAAAUAACAAGGUUACACACAAGGUUCCCAACUCCAGACUUCCAGAAAAUAAUCUACCUAGCUCUUCAGGUAAAAGGAUGGUAAAUCACAGACUUGUAGACAAGAGCGAAGAUUCUGGUUCUUCGGAUGAUGACGAGUCUGAUGGCACUGUUCAAGCAGAUUUUGAGUUCUUUGAUCCUAAACCGACUGAUUUCCAUGGAGUGAAAAUCCUGCUGCAGACCUACAUUGAUAAUAAGCAAUGGGAUUUGAGUGGUUUUGUGGAUGUAAUACUCGGUCAACCCACAGUGGGGACUGUUGUUAAAAUAGAGAAUGAUGAAGAUGAUGGUAUUUACUCCAUUGUCACGGCUCUUAACUUGGGGAGAUAUAAGGAUUUAGAGUGCAUGGCGGACGCUAAAGAGUUCCUGCUUAAAGCAUGCCACCAGAAGGAUGUUUACACUAAAUUGAGGUUAUUUCUCGGAGAUCAAGCGAAAGCUGUUGGUCUCUUGGUCUCUCAGCGUGUUGUGAAUCUUCCUCCCCAGCUUUUGCCACCCCUUUAUGAUGCACUUUUUGAUGAAGUCUCUUGGGCUAUAGAAGAUGAGCCUACAGAGGAGCUCCGGAAUUCUUUCUGCUUCAAGUUUUACCUGGUAAUCAGUAAAAUCUACAAGCAUAAGAAUGCGGUCGAGCAAAAUGGGCCAAGUGGCGAUCAAACUGUUGUAUACAUUAAGGCAGAAGACGAAAUCUUUCUCGAGUUAAGCUCUUGGUCCUUCAGUUUUCCUUUGCAUACACAGCUGGUUAGGACUGACGAGCUAAAAGAUUAUCGGCUAACUGGCUUGGUAAUGGCAAUAGAUGCGAGCAAAAUCCCUACCUUUCGCCAAAAAUUGCACUCUUUAAUAGAGGAGGCAUGAUUUGAUGAGACAUUAGUCCUAAUCAGUUCAAUUAGACAGAUCUUGGAAGUUGUAUAGGUUACUACUCCAUACCCCUGGCUGGACAUGAAGCAGUAAUCUGUUUUUGGCAGCUAGAGAAAGUAUCUGGCGUUGAGAUUAAUUGACGAGUUUAAAUGAAGCAACUUAGACGGUGAGAAGUUAUAUACUUGAUCUCAACUGCUUGAGAUUGAAGCAGCGGAGUUGUAAUUUCGAUCUUCUGCUUGUUUUUAAUCUUUUCGAAAUAUCUGAAACGAGAAGACGAAGAUGCUGUGUAGUAUUUGAUGAACUUUUUAAAUUAGAUUUUAUUGGAUCAGUGAAUCAAGAAAAUCGAGUAGCGUUAUAUCUUUCUAUA
This is a messenger RNA of Nicotiana tabacum (common tobacco), 1966 nucleotides long. Its product is annotated as protein BCCIP homolog. NCBI's taxonomy places the organism in Eukaryota, Viridiplantae, Streptophyta, Magnoliopsida, Solanales, Solanaceae. Gene Ontology annotation, cellular component: nucleus. The record is from RefSeq and is a predicted model, not a curated record.